GGAGAUACAAAAGGGAGGAACAGAGUGGAGAGGAAAGGAGAGAGACAUAGUAAGGUUUAGGAACAAGAAGGAGUUGUUGCUUGUGAUACAGUACAGACAGACAGACAGACAGACAUUUAUUGUCUUCUUGCAACUUCUAGCAGCGGUACCAGUCUGUCUUACACAACUAAGGGUGGAAGUGCAGGCGACAGAGAAAAGGGAGUUGCCUACUAGCAGAGGUCAGGCAGGCAGAGGGGAAGCUAGUGGAUGUUUUUUAAGAGUUUGCUUAUCUGACACUGACAACAGGAUGAGGAGCUGAGUGAGGGAGUAGAGAGGAAGAGAAUCAUGGAGCAAGCGACUUUACCUACAGUACAUUUGCAUAGGAGACAUAGGAGAGACAUGCACUGGCUUCUCUGAGAGAGGUAAAGAGACAGAGGUAAACAGUCCACUUUGUCCAUUCUGUCCAAAGGAGCGGGAGCGAGAGCCGAGGGAUCGUAACACUGGAGCUCAAGGAUAAACCAUGGACUCUGCAUACAUCCCACUACACCUGGACGUCCACCAUGUUCCCUCCUAACCUCCUGCUCCUCAUGGUCCUGCUGCUACCUCAUGGCUCGUCUGGUCGCCAGGGUGGAGACACCAGCGAGAUCGAUCAUGGCAGGGUGCACCCCACACCUUCCGCUUUGUCACCGUCACUCCGGGAUCCCGGUCUGGCUCAGACCAUCCAGAGUCUCCUUUUGAGCCGACUGGGGCUGCAGUCUCAGCCUGACCCAAGGCCUGGAGUGCCGGUGCCACGGUACCUCCUGGAUCUUUACCACUUCCACCAGCAGCAGUACCAUCUAGUAGAGGACCCUUCAUUUAGUUUCCCCAGUCAGCACAUCCAGGAGGCCAACACUAUACGCAGCUUCCACCACAAUGAGCCCCUUGGAGACAGUCUUGGUGCAGAGGAUCAUACCAGAGUGCACAUUUCCUUCAAUAUCUCUUCCAUCCCUCAAGAUGAGAGUGUGCUCUCUGCUGAGCUCCGCCUCCGUCGCAGUGACGGAGCAUCUCUGGGUCCUGGACCCCACAGACUAAACCUAUACCUCUCUGAGCACCAUGAGGACCCUGAGCCCACUCUGCUGGAAACAAGGUUACUCACCAAUGGCCUCCGUAGUUAUAAAACAAGUGGUUUCUGGGAGGCUUUUAGUCUUAGCGCAGAACUCCUACAUGAGGCCCAUGCUGGGACUGGCAGCCUAGGAUUCCUCCUGGAGGUCAGACCUGAAAACACCACCUCACUUCCUGAGCAGAACCUCUCUUCUGCUGCAAGUGAGGGGACGGAGAAAUCAAAAGAGGCACACCUGAGGGUGUGCAGAUCUGUGGGACAAGACGAUCACAGCUGGGCCCAAGAGAGACCCCUCUUGGUUACUUACAGUCAUGAUGGUCGUGGACAGCCUUUAGUCAAACAUGGUAGAAGAAACCCUGGUAAUGGCCAGAGGAGAAAAGGAGCAAAGGCAAGGGUCAAGAAUAAAAACAAGGGUCUCAAUAGAAACCAAAUCUGGGGAAGGGACAAAAGAAUGGGGUAUACUGUGCCGAGCUGGGCGGAUGACAAAGGAGGAAUCAGUUGGAGCGAACGUGGCAGGGUGAAAAGAAACGGUGGUCGUUCUGCAAAACUGAAACGCCUUUCCCGCAAUAGAUGCCGCCGCCAUCCACUUUAUGUAGAUUUCAAUGACGUGGGCUGGGAAAAGUGGAUCAUUGCACCCAGUGGCUACGACGCCUUCUUCUGCCUGGGUGAGUGUCGCUUUCCUUUGGCUGACCACAUGAACUCCUCAAGCCACGCCAUGGUGCAAACUCUGGUAAACUCUGUGAAUGGAGCAGUGCCCCGGGCCUGCUGCGUCCCAACCUCUCUCAGUCCCAUCGCCCUGCUCUACCUGGACUCUCAAGACCGAGUUGUGCUGAAAAAUUAUCAGGACAUGGUUGUGGAGGGCUGCGGCUGUCGGUAGUGAGCUAGAGAACUCGGACCGAGUGACAAACUCACGUGGUCGGUGGGAAAAAAGAAGCAACAGAAGCAUGAAAAUGCAGAUGAGAGAAGGCAAGAAGAGACUCUAGAAGCCAACUAAUUUUAGACUGAGUGACAGAGACAAAUGUAGCAACAUACCAAGGAUGAGUGAGAGAUUGGGAAAGGGAUGAGAGAGAAACAGACAGACCCUUAUACAUAUAUAUAUAUAUAUAUAUAUAUAUAUAUAUAUAUAUAUAUAUAUGUAUAUGUAUAUAAUUAACAAGUAAUUAGAAAACAGGAGAGGAACAAGUGUUAUCAGAAAUAUGGUCAAACUGCCCUGUCGUUUAAUUUCUGCCAUUUAGCUACAAUGCAACAGUGCACAUCAUCAACCGACUGGUUGCUAUUACAGCAGAAGUGUAUAUUCAUGUUUGCUACACAUCUAGCUUUGACAAAGACGGUCUGACAGGCACAUGCAUAUGUGCUUAGCUUUUUUUAGAGCAGGGUUUACACAGUUCUUUACUGUUCUGAUGGACUUACUGAUGAUCGGCAGCAUUAGCAAUUUGACGAUGGCACCAGUGUGGCAUCCAGACUUUGAGACGGCGUUGUUUCUGCAGUAUUUGAACUGGGAAGAAGGGUUCAUAUGUUUUUAUGAAUGGUAAUAAAAUAAUAUACCCCUUCACAAACACUCCUUCAUCAAGCUAUUUAAAAACCACAACAAUAAUGCUGAGGAACUAUUAUGCUAUUAUUUGAAUGUACUAUUAACAUUAUUAUUUAAAUAAAAGAGACUUUUUUUUGUAAAUUUAUUUUGCAGACUGAGGAAAUCCAGUGAUAGUUGUCUUGUGAUUAUAUAUAAAUCCACUGAAUCCUGAUUCUAACUUAAAAGACACAUUAUCUAUUUAAAUAGCUGCAAUAUGGUGUAUUUAAUCUUUAACAUAUUUAAGAUACCUGCACUCAAUAGAGCAUACAGCAUAUUAAAAGUCUGCGAUCCAAAUGAAGUGACUUAAGGUAGCUUUACAUCCAUGCAAAUGUUCAGUGUAUUGAAUUAACAGUCUGUGUUACUUCUCAUGUUAUCAUUGAACACUUUUCAGUGUGCAACACACAAUAGCAGACGUAAGUGGUGUGGCCUACAAAAGCUCAACUAACAAGCCAAUUGUAAGCUCUGUGUAUUGUAGCUACUGACGUGUGUAACAACAGGUGUCUUAGCUAGUUGUGUCUGCAUGUGUCAAGAUUUUUUUUUUAAAGGAUGACUGAUGUUAAAACAGGGACUUUAGUGCCUUUCAAACAGGGGCUAUAAGUGUGUUCUCUGCUGAGCUUGGUAAAUGUUUCAGUGUUGCAUUCUUCUCUCUAAAUGGAAACAUUUAAACAAGAGCUUGUAAAAUGUUUGACAAUAUACCUCUAAUAAACAGCGCAAACAGCA
This is a messenger RNA of Oreochromis niloticus (Nile tilapia), 3368 nucleotides long. It is a transcript of the gene bmp16, whose product is annotated as bone morphogenetic protein 16. Lineage: Eukaryota; Metazoa; Chordata; Actinopteri; Cichliformes; Cichlidae. The transcript has 3 exons. The record is from RefSeq and is a predicted model, not a curated record. Gene Ontology annotation, molecular function: cytokine activity; growth factor activity. The coding region runs from base 540 to 1955 and encodes 471 amino acids. Gene Ontology annotation, cellular component: extracellular region.